This is a messenger RNA of Iphiclides podalirius (scarce swallowtail), 2175 nucleotides long. The record is from the annotation of a GenBank genome assembly. NCBI's taxonomy places the organism in Eukaryota, Metazoa, Arthropoda, Insecta, Lepidoptera, Papilionidae.
AUGGCAAAACCGCAGGCGGUAAGCUCCUCCGGCGUAGAGUCCGUGCCAGAGACGCGGCGCAGCGGCGGCUCCGAGGCCGUCGUGGCGGCGCCGCGAGCCGGCAACUACUCGCUGCGGGUGCGGGCAAGGACGGCGGCCGGCGCCGGCCCGCCCGCGCUCGCCUACUGCGCCACGCUCGACGACGUACCCGGACCACCUGCAGACAUCAAAGCACUUGCCAAUUCGGAAAACUCUGUAAUAGUAAGCUGGCUAGCACCUACACAGAAGAAUGGAAAAAUACGCCAUUACACUGUUUACAAUCGACCGCAAAGAACAGGCCAGCACUCACAUAUCACCGUCCUCCAUAUGGAAGGCGAGGAGGAAUACCACGUGGAAGUCCGAGGCCUGCAGGAGCAUCUGUUGUAUGAAUUCUGGGUGACAGCCGCCACGUCGGCCGGUGAGGGGGAAAUGAGUGCAAUCGUUGUCAGAAAGCCGAGCGGCAGAGCACCGUCGAAGUUGUGGUCGUUCCCGCGGCGGAUAACAGCGGCGGAGGGCCACCGCGUGGUGCUCUCCUGCGGGACGGCGGGAGGAGUCGCGCAUCGAACCUGGAGCCGACGCCGCCCGCCCCCGCCCUCCGCCGACAGCCGCCUGCUCAUCGAUUCCCACCGACUCAUCAUUCCACGGCUGGAGUCGAGCCUGUCGGACAACUACACGUGCGCGGUGCGCGGCUCGGGCGGCGAGGAGAGGGGCUCCUGGGAGGUGGAGGUGCGCCUGCCGCCGCCGCGGCCGCGCCUGCGCCUCUCCGCCGCCGCGCCGCACGCGCUGCUGCUGGCCUGGGACGCCCCGCCGGCACAGCACCAUGUCCACAGCUACACGCUGGAGCACACGCGUGGGGCGGAUGGCGAGGCGUCGUGGCGCGCCACGUGGGUGGCGGGCGGCGCGCGCAGCCACGCGCUGCGGCGGCUGGCCUGCGGAGCUCCUUACCGCGUGCGGCUCACGGCCCACAGUUCGGCGGGCGCCUCCCCGCCCAGCGCCGAGCUGCCGGCUAGCACCAGCGGCGGCCCAUCAAAACCAGCUGUCGAAAAAAACCUCUUUACGACAAAUAGCAGCUGCAUUCGUCUCAACCUGCUGACAUGGGAUAGCAACGGUUGUCCGAUGACCCAAUUCGUCAUAUCUGUUAAAGGUUUCGAAGAGUCGUCUUGGCGCACGGAGACCGUGGAACUGGAACCUCAGCCGCUGACGCUGUGCGAACUCCUCGCCGCCACUUGGUACCAUUUGAGAGUCGUCGCGACCAGCUCGGCUGGAACUACGACGGCCACCUACUAUUUCUCCACUUUAACAGAGAAUGGAGAGCGGAUAAAACAGCCCGAACAAUUCCCACCGGGCGGGGAGGGCAUGACCAUUGGCGGGGGCGGUGGACUGGCUUUGCUUCUGACAGCCGCCGCACUACUGGCUGCGAUCAUAGUGCUCGCGGCCUUGGCGUACAAACGAAGCUCGCAGACGUGCAUUAGAAAAGGCUACGUGCAGAGCGGAAUAACGGAGGAAGAAGACAAGUCAGUGGAGAAACGAGACAACCGCCGCAACUGCCAACAAGUGUACACUUCGUCGCCUAUCAAACAUCCCCUCGGUAAAAAAGAACAACAAGAGAUGUACGAGAUCAGCCCGUACGCGACGUUCAGCAUGGCGGGCGGCGCCAGCGGGCCGGCGAGCGAGGCGAGCGGCGAGGGAGGGGCGGGCGCGGGGGGAGGGGGCACGCUGCGCACCUUCGGCCGUGCGGAGCCCCCGCCGCUCGGCGCAGCUCCCCCGCGGCGGCCCCACUGCCACCGGCCCCCGCCCGACACCGACGAGUACGGUCUAUCGCGAGCGAUGACCUUAACCGUCCGGCGGUCCGAGUCCGAUUCUGACUCGAGCGGCUCGCCGUGCGCCGAGUGCGGCGCCGCGGCAUACAGGCGCCCCCUUGUGCCGGCCAAAGAAGAGGCGUUCCGGGCGGUGACAGACUCCAGUGCGGAGUCGGCGGCGGACGCGCGCUCGCUGGCGCCGCGCCGCCGCCCGAGGCGCCACGCGCCCGCCAACAGGUCGCUAUCACUGAUAUCAGCUGGCCCGCUGCUAUACGCACCUCGUACAGUACACAUAAAUCUACAUGCAUUCAUAACACUCGAGCCUAUUAUGCAGGCAGACACCACUUUCCAUGCAAUG